AUGAAAGGAAUCGCUGGCAAGCGGGUCUUUAUAUCCGCCGCGGCCGGAGGAAUAGGGCUGGUCAUGGCCCAUCGUUUUCUGCAGGCAGGCGCACGCGUGCAUGUCUGUGACGUAGACGAAGCCGCACUGGCGCAGCUUGAUGGUUCCACCGACCGGCUGUCCGGCGCCUGCGCCGAUGUGGCCGACCCAGGACAGAUGGAAGCGGUUUUUCAAGCUGUCGCACAUGAACUGGGCGGGCUGGAUGUGCUGGUGAACAACGCCGGCAUCUCCGGCCCAACUGCAAACGCCGAAAGCAUCGCGCCGGCCGACUGGCAGCGCACGAUAGAUGUGAAUCUGAACGGAGCAUUCUACUGCUCACGCCUGGCCAUACCCUUGCUCAAAGCGAGCGGCGGCGGCUCGAUUGUUAACAUCGCCUCCACGGCCGGCCUGUAUGGCUACCCUCUGCGUGCCCCCUACUCCGCCUCCAAAUGGGCGCUGAUCGGCCUGACCAAGACUCUGGCCAUGGAACUGGGACCCUUCGGAAUUCGAGUCAAUGCUGUCUGCCCCGGCACCGUCGAAGGGCCGCGCAUCGACGGCGUGAUCGCCGCAAAGGCCGCCGCUCGCGGCGUCAGCGCCGAGGAAAUCAGGGCCGCCUAUCGCAAAAAAAGCUCGUUGCGCACGCUGAUAGCCGCGGACGAUAUCGCCGAAACGGUCCUCUUUCUCUGUUCCGACAGCGGCGCCCGCAUUGCUGGUCAGGCCCUGGCUGUCGACGGUCACACCGAAACGCUACGCAUGGAAGCUCCCAUCCCUGACAUCGUUAUCGGACGACUGCCGGUCUAUUUGCGGACCCUCCGCUUGUUGGCGGAUGAAGGGCGGGAAGUUACCUCCAGCCAGGAGUUGGGGGAGCAUCUGGGCAUCAGUUCCGCGCAGAUUCGCAAGGAUCUCAGCCACUUUGGUGAAUUUGGCAAGCAAGGAACGGGAUACAACAUCGCGUUCUUGUGCCAACAGCUACAGAAGAUCCUCAACGUCGACAGGAUUUGGCCGGUGAUACUUGUGGGCGCCGGCUCCCUCGGCACGGCCAUCGCCAACUACCAGGAGUUUGAAUCAAGUGGCUUUUCGCAUCGUAACAGUCUUGGAUGA
Geodia barretti is the source of this 1119-nucleotide messenger RNA. The record is from the annotation of a GenBank genome assembly. Lineage: Eukaryota; Metazoa; Porifera; Demospongiae; Tetractinellida; Geodiidae.